This is a messenger RNA of Spodoptera littoralis (African cotton leafworm), 2965 nucleotides long. The record is from the annotation of a GenBank genome assembly. NCBI's taxonomy places the organism in Eukaryota, Metazoa, Arthropoda, Insecta, Lepidoptera, Noctuidae.
GUCAAAAUUAAAGUGCAAAGUGGUAUGUUUAGAUUUUUUAAUAAUUUGCAGAUAAUUUAAAAUUAUAUGGUAAUUAAAUUAAUUAACAGUGUUGUGCAUGAUAUUAAUAAAAUACAGACGUUAUUAUCUAUCUUAAAAUGCAUACGAGCAACUUGUGUGACCUGCGUAUAAACAUAUUUUUCGGAAUAAUCGGCGGCUAAUUAGUGAUUCUUGUAAUAUAAUUUAGGUGAAUAAUCGGUCCUUAGAUAAUGGACCAAUGUUCCGGUCGUGUGGAGGGCCAAGAAAAUGUAAAAAGGAAGCUUUGAAAAGGAUUUAUAUUUCCACAACAUUAUUUAUUUGAUCGAAGUUACAAUGGAUACGAAAAUCUUGAGACAGAACUGAUUGAAAUCGAUGCUAUCUAAUUCUAAUAGCAACGAAAAAUGGAGACCAUCGAAUUCCAAACCACGUCCGAGAUGACGACAGAUCUCCAGACAGACACCGUAAUAAAAGAAGAAGAAGAUUCAGACCAAAUAAUACCGGACGAAUUACCUUUAGACAUCAAAUCCGAAAUGCAUGUUGACGAAGAUAUACAAGAUCACUUAGACAAUCCGUUCAGCGACGUACAGUUAGAAGUUAAACAAGAAACAAUACCCAUAUGCAUAGACAAAGAAAGCAAUGAAAAUGUCGAAGAGAUAAUACCAACGAUGAACGAGUUUGAAGAAAAAGAUGAGGAACACUACGUUACCGCACCAAAAAUUGAAUUUUUUGAAGAAAAACCUGACUUGUAUGAAGAGAAAACAGAAUUAUACGAUGAAAAACAGGAAAUAAAGGAAGAAAGUGUAUUGGGAGACGAGUCCAUAGUUACGUAUGAUUACCCAAAUUUUGAUGACGUAACGAGUAUGGAUAGCAAUGAUGCGGCCGCUUUGAAUCAGGUGGAGGCCUGUUUGGAAGAUGAUAUGAAUAUCAAGUGUGAAGAUGACGAUGACGAUGACAAUCAGAAAGAAGACUACGAGAAACUAGACAUUAAAGAAGAAUCAGAUGUGACAGUAACGGAAACGCAUUUGAUAUCAAACAAAGUAAUUAACACUACAUCAACAAUCACAAAUCCACACGAUGGUCUCAUUGAGUCCAAAACUACAAAGACUUUAGUCAUGGAAAUACUGCCCAUGUCACAAACUAGUAUGCGAUUCUCCAAAAUCGGCAAUCCAGAAGAAAUCCUCCCAACAACAUAUGAACAUAGUGAGAGCUACAUGGACUACCAAGACUCAUUCCAACUAAAUUCCAUUACUGGUAACGUCCUCUCCUUAGAACAGGAAGCGUACGGUCUUCUCAAAGCUAAAGGAAAGACGAAGGAAGUCGACGAUCUUGUCUUCGAAUGCCCAAAAUGCACUAAAACUUACCGCCAAAAAACUUGUUUGAAAAGACAUUUAGCAGUACACGAUAGUAUUGAGAAACGUGCCCAAGGUCACAUUAGAGCUCAGGUCACAAGGAAAAAUAAGAAGCUUAAAGCAGAAUUGGAUGCUCCAAUUGUGAAAAAAGAGGAAAGAGUGAAAAAGGAGGGGUAUGAGUGUACUUGUGGCCAAGUGUUCCAACGAAGGAGUCGGAUGGAAACGUGUUUGAGGUCGCAUAAUCUUUUCGCCGACACUAACACUUACCCUUGCGUGUCUUGCAACAAACAGUUCAAAGAUAAAGAAGAACUAUCCCUCCACCGCAAACGACUGCAUAGAAAAAGAUUUCCCUGUAAAUUCUGUCCUACUGACUACAAUACGAGAAAGGAACUCUUCAAACAUCUCCAAGAUCACCAAAAAGUCCAAUUAAUGGAGUACAAAGUGAUUUCUGAAGUCGUUAAAGGGAAACAGAAGCUCAAAUGCUUCAUGUGUCCAAAGAGUUACGUGGAACUGUCUGAUUUGAAGUCCCAUGUCAUGGAUGAUCAUAAAGAACCGUACAGUUGUCCGAGAUGCAAGCGAACAUUCUCGAAAAUCAUUGAUUUCGGCAAUCAUACCAAAACUUUCCAUCCAGAAGUAGAAGGCCAAUCAGUCUUAGAUGUUCUAGAAGCCUUCUCGAAGUUAGUGAAGGCCUGGAAAUGCGAGGAAUGUGGCCUACAGUUCCAUGAGGCCGAUAAGUUGGCUGUGCAUCAAAUAGAAAAGCAUAGUCCGGAUACAAAAGUGGAGGCUCAAUUCCAAUGCGCGGAUUGUCGGAGAGUUUUCGUCAGUCAGAAAGGGUUAACAUCACACAGACGGAUACAUCACAGUACGGAGAGCGUAGAGGAAUCAGAACCUGUAGAAACAGGUGUAAUGUGUUUAGAAUGUCGAAAGAUUUGUAAGGACAUGAAUGCUUUAGUCUCUCACAUGCGUUUCCACUCCCCAGAAAGGAAGUAUCCUUGCAAAUUCUGCGAUUUUCGUUUCGCUACCCCCGAAAAACGGAAAACACACGCCGAGAUCCAUACAGGGGAUAUGAAAUACGUCUGUUUCAUUUGCGAAUACCAGUGUAGCUCAGAAAAUCGACUGAAACAUCACAAAUUAUCGUCUAAACAUAUUAAUAUGAAAGAGUUUUUGUUGACUGGAAAGCCAUUACCACAACAACCAGAGUCUUCUAAACAGGAGAAAGUGAAAGAGACUUUGAGGAAGAGAGAGUGGGGGAUUAAGGAGAAGAAGAAAAAAGAGAGAGUGAAAAGUGAAUCACCUGAGAGUAGUGAAGUGGCUUGUGAUAUUUGUGGGGACAUGUUCCCGAGUGAAAGUGAAAUGUUAGAACACAAACAGACACAUCCUUUUAUCGAGUUCCCUAAUGAAGACAAACCAAGUAGGAUAUUCUUUAAGUAAUAUAAUUCUUGCCUAAAUCUGUUAUAGUGAUGUUGCUAUAGUUUUGUAAAUACAUACAGAAAAAAUAUUCUGACGAAUAGAGAACCUCUUACUCAUUUGAAGUUGGAUGAAAAUCUUACUCUGUCGUACAAAUUAGAAAGGUACGCUUGUUUUUUCGUCUUCCAAAG